Molecule: messenger RNA, 942 nt
Organism: Glarea lozoyensis ATCC 20868
Lineage: Eukaryota; Fungi; Ascomycota; Leotiomycetes; Helotiales; Helotiaceae
Exons: 3
Coding region: 1-942 (313 amino acids)
Source: RefSeq, a predicted model, not a curated record
AUGAGUGAAAAGCAACUGACCAAUGUCUCAGCGCCACUCAUUCCAAGUUCAACGAUUAAUACCCUUCCAUCAGUGAUUGUCUCCGGCUCAUCUGCUUCUUCUGCCACCGACACAGGCAAAAAUGACAGUGUCGUAAUAGUAAUGGGCAUAUUGGCCGCUAUCACAGCCCUUUGCAUUACUGUAGUUAUAGGCUUGUGCGUCUAUAGCGCUCUGAAACUCUUUCUGGUUAAACGCAGUCAGCCAGAGACUUCAAACAGCGGAGGAGUAGUCUUACCUGCACGUCCGAGAUUUCCGCCACAGAGUAUCAUAAUGAAUACGGCCGACACCCAGCAAUGCCAAUGCCGACUAUCCCUCAGUACUCGUCACAACACCAGGAGCCCUAGAAAUUUUGAGCCUUCCCGAAGUAUACAUUCCGACGAAUUCCAACGCUAUGCCUUAUUAUAUGAGCAAUCAAAGCCUGAACUAGAGCAGAACUGUUUCGUUGUUCUCGAUAGUGGCUGUUGCCACUCAAACUGGGUUUCACGCAGUAUUGCUCAAAAAUGCGGCGCAGAAAUAAGUGAUAUCGAGCCGCUUCCGUUUCAUACGAUCAGUAAUGAGACAUUUUGGGCGAAAGAAGAAGUCCGACUUUGGAUCCGUGACAGAAAUGAUGUACCCAUCACACAGGGUCGAUCUUUGAUAUUUUUCAUACUUCCACUUAAUUCGGAUUGUGAAGUCAUCAUCGGAAAGGAUGACAUGAUCAAGCAAGCCUCUAAAAAACGCAUGGUUCUCGGUACCAGAUUCGGGAAGGCCACUGACAAGCCCAAAACCUCAGCCGACAAAAAGCUAAACAAGAAUGAUAAAGCUGCUAAGCAUCACGAAGAGGCUCGGAGAGCGGUGGAAACGGCAUCCAGUAGUGCCAAACCCAAAGAUCAGAAGAGCAAAGAUUCUGGGAAAAAACGAUAA